Taeniopygia guttata (zebra finch) is the source of this 1332-nucleotide messenger RNA. RefSeq names its product bublin coiled coil protein (gene BBLN). Lineage: Eukaryota; Metazoa; Chordata; Aves; Passeriformes; Estrildidae. The record is from RefSeq and is a predicted model, not a curated record.
GCGCGUGCGCAGGCGCGCCGUGCCGGAGGUGCGGAGGCGCGGGCGGGCGCGGCGGGAUGGCGGGGCCCAACGGAGACCCGCACGUGUUGGGCGGCGGCACCGGCGACGAGGGCGACGAGGGCGGGGACACCUUCGAGGAGGAAGGUGCGUGCGGGAGAGCGGGGCCGCCAUCGCGGAGGGGAUCUCGUGGCGCAGGAUGGCCUGGCCUGACCCCCCAUGGCUGCGGGUGGCAGAGCGCAGAAUAUGCAGCAAUAAACUCCAUGCUGGACCAGAUCAACUCCUGCUUGGAUCACCUGGAGGAGAAGAAUGAUCACCUCCACAUCUGCUUGAAGGAACUGCUGGAGUCCAACCGCCAGACCCGGCUGGAGUUCCAGCAGCAGAGCAAGCAGCUGAACACAGGAGCUGAUGUGCAGGGAUCCCAGCCUCCUGCCUAGGGUCUGACCACACACUCUCAGCUGGUGUUGCUAAGUGAACAAACAGUUCCUGGUCACCAAUUUAAUGUAAAACUUGAAUAGCAGAGGUGCCUCAUGUCAGUUACUUGUUCCUUUCUGUAUUUGUAUCCUGCCAUUCAUCUCCAUGUUGUGUUUUCCUUUAGCUGUGAGACAGAUGCAGAAGCACAAGGGUGUGUGUAGGGGAGCUGGGUCUUUCUGCUUCCCAGCAUGAGCCUGGCACUCACAUUUGGUUAAAGCUGGUUGUAGGAAACCUGAGCCCAUGCAGGUAGUUUGCAGGCAGGCCCUCUUCACAGAGUGGAAAAAUUAUCUCUGCUCUCUUUUCCUUAAAUCCAAGCAAGAAGCAUUAUGGCUCUUACCCCUUUGGCAGGGGCUGUUCUGACUGCAGGCUUGUCCCUAAAGUGUAACUCUGAUGACAGCCCUGCAGAGGGAGGCUCUUAAAGCUGCUGCCUUCAAGCUACAGCUUCUCCCUUAGUCACAUUAACUGUGAUGUACGAAAUACUGGCAUAUGGUUCCAGAUCACUGAACACUUCCACUGCAUUCCAAGCAGAUAAAACAAGCUGCCAGGGUGAUAUAUCUGACCGUUGUAACUGGGAGCUGCCCCACUCCUUCAGCUGCCAUUAAGGACCAAGGUGUGGAGAGGCAGAGCAGCCUGGUUAGCCCCCACCACAGCAUCAGCAAUAGAGAGCAGCGUGUGCUCUGUACAUUCUGACAAGGCACGAGAGACCUGGUCUGUACUUUGUGAUCUUGUCAGUAUGUCCUAGAGCCAGCACUUUUGAAGCAAGUCUUACUGUUCUACUUAUGUAGAGUUAAAGGAGUUUUUUGGAAAGUUAAAGAGGUUAUUUAAAAGAAAUCUGUUUUAUUAAAAUCAGUUUGAAACAAA